This is a messenger RNA of Saprolegnia parasitica CBS 223.65, 1376 nucleotides long. RefSeq names its product TKL protein kinase. The record is from RefSeq and is a predicted model, not a curated record. NCBI's taxonomy places the organism in Eukaryota, Oomycota, Saprolegniomycetes, Saprolegniales, Saprolegniaceae. Gene Ontology annotation, molecular function: protein kinase activity; ATP binding. Bases 18 to 1352 code for a protein of 444 amino acids. Gene Ontology annotation, biological process: protein phosphorylation. The transcript has 9 exons.
CGCUGCCUCUCGCUGUCAUGCAGAGCCCGGGGUCGCGGGACGUGUACCAAAUCUACCACUCCAACAUCCACUCGUGCGCGUUCGCGGACAAUGUCUGCAACGCGUACGACAAUGGCGUCUACAUCCGCGACCACACGUCCAACACGCUCGCCAACUUUAGCGCCAACUACUCGGCGACGUACGCGACAACUGAGCUCUCGUUUCCGCGGUCGGGCUCGUUUAUCAUCUUUGCCCACAUUGCACUUCCGGGCAGUACGACGUCGGAACGAUUCGACUUUGCCGUCUACCGCACGAUCACCGUGGGCGACGCUCAAGUACCGACGCCCGUCGGCUUGAUCGUCGGUGUCGCCGUCGGUGGCGUUGUGCUGCUGCUUGGUAUCACGUUUUUUGUGUAUCGAUGCCGGCGCAACCACUCGAGCAAGACGACGACGACCAACACCAACUACCGGACGCAGACGUCGGGGCCGGACGAGACGCAGACGUGGGCACGCGACUCGGCGACCGAGACGGCCUUGGCCCAGUGGCGCCUCAACGAAGACGACGUCGAGCGCCUCCAAAUCUUGUCCAAAGGCGCGUACGGUGAGGUGUGGCUCGGCACCUACCGCGGCACGCCCGUUGCGAUCAAGAAGCUCCUCCCCGGACGCUCGUCGCCGUCGGAUGUCCAAGAUUUCGCCAAAGAGAUCUUGCUCAUGACCACGUUCUCGUCGCCGUACAUUGUGGCGUGCAUUGGUGUGAGCUGGUAUCGCCGCACCGAGCUCAUGCUGCUGGUCGAGUUUAUGGACAGCGGCGACCUGCGCACCAAGCUCGACGAGACGACGCCCGCUUCAUUCUCCAUUGCCGACAAGCUGUUGAUGGCGUCGCAGAUCGCCGAAGCGCUUGUCUACCUCCACUCGCUCGAGACGCCCGUGAUCCACCGGGACAUGAAGUCGCGCAAUGUGCUGCUUGACAGCACCAAGGGCACCAAGCUCACCGACUUUGGCGUCUCGCGCGCCGCGACGUCGGAAACCAUGACGAUCGGCAUUGGCACCUACCGCUGGAUGGCACCGGAGAUUCUGACCGAGAACCACUACAGUGAGGCGGCGGACAUCUACUCGUUUGGCGUCAUUCUCUCCGAGUUGGACACGCACUUGCUGCCGUACAGCGACCAGACGAACCAAAAGGGCAACCCGAUCACAGACACGUCGAUCCUCGGGCUUGUCAUGCACGGUCAGAUCCAGCCGACACUUCGAGGUGUUUUGCCCGAGUGGACCCUCCAAUUGGCCAAGCAGUGCCUCUCGUACCACCCAGAAGACCGUCCGACCGCCUUUGGCGUCGCUUACGCCUUGCGGCAGCGGGAAAAUGCCUCCAUUUAGUGCAUUUGAUUUGAAUUAACUCGA